AUGUCUAUCACGUAUGUUUUCAUUUUUAAUGACCUGUCCGCCCUCUUUUUCUCUUUUCACGGUCACAUUAUUUUCCCUCGCAAUUUUUUUUGUUUUUUUGUUAAUAACCUUCUGUCUUUACCCGUUUCGUCCUCUCUUUUUCCUUCCUUCCUUUAUGUCUCAACUUUCUCUUUACAUUUUCUUUCCUCGUCACUUUCUUGUUCUUAUCCCAAAUCUUCCCCAACACUGGAUCCUUGGACACCUUUAACAAGCCCCGGGACUGGGAGAAAACUCCGUAAUCGACGGAUGAGACAUCGUACACUAACUGAUACUCGAGUGAUCCUCUACGACUGGACAGUCCUCAAAAAAGAGAGGGAUGACCCCAAAGAUGCUAUUCUCUACAGUUAUCCAGAAACAAUGAAUGAUACAGAGUUAUGUAACUUGGUUGGUCAGCUGAUGGGAAUGGUUGACCUCUUCAGCAAACAUCUCAGCUCUCCCCCCAAAUUUAUUUACCUUAAGUUUGGGAUGUAUGUCUUCAAGCAUGUUGAUAAAUACUGUUUGGUCUUGGGUAGCACUAAUCACCAGAAUGGCUCUGCAUUGUUACAACAGUUGGAAUUAUUGUAUCAAGUCUUCUAUCUUCUGCAAGGUAAUAUCAAGAAUGUAAAGACGUCCAUUGAGCACAGCACUACUGUAGAAUUCCUGAAUAGUCUCAAAACCAUCUUUGACAGCUACCUCCCUCUCUGCUUUCACUAUAAUAGCGUUCUGGAACAUUCUUUGGAGACGGUGCCUUCCUUUUCAAUUCCAAAAAAUGAAUCACAAAUCUUCAUGGAAGUGGUCACAUUGCUUGAGACAUGUCAAAGACGUCCAGGUGUAUUAGGAGGAUGUGUUCUCUUUAAGAAUAAGAUGGUUUUCUCACAACUUCCUCAGACCUUGACUAAAGUUUUGACUGCCAUUUAUGCUGAUCUACUAAAUCUUCAAUGUGAAACUGUUGACAUAGGUUCCAUUCCUGAAGGAAUUAGGCUGACCAAAGUCUAUCUUUCUUAUGAUGAAUACAAUGAUCUUUAUGACACGCUUCACAUACCAAAUACUCAACACUAUAGCCAUUCAAAUUUUAGCAGGUCAAAUUCUGAAGCAAGUAGCAAGCAGUUAUCUAAAAAGCAGCAAGCAUCUGGGGAAAGCAAGGAAAGUGAUGAACUAAAUUCUGGGACAAAGUCAGAAAGUGAAACAGAAAGUGAACUCUCGUUAAAAGGAAUAGAAAAAUGUGAGUCAAAACAGAAAUCUGCUGAGAUGACAUUAGCGGAGAGAACAAAAGCUAGGGCAGCAUAUUUCACUCUCAUAUCAGAAGCAACUACAACUGAGGAUUUUAACCAGGUUGUUGCCUCUACCACAGAUUUUAAAUUUUUACGUACUGCCAGUAUCUGUUUGGAUGUGGGUGAGACAUGGCCAGUAGUUUGUGUGCCAGGCGCCAACCAAGAUGAUACCCCAGAUACCAGUGAGAAGGAUUCUCCAACACAUGAAGGCAUGUUCAGCAAACAACAUCUCUCUUCAUCUUCUUGCAACAGUGAAGAGCUGAAGAGCGAGAAAAUGGUCAUUGACUUCAAGAAUAAACCUGAGAAUCAGAUCAAAGAGGCAAGCACUGACAGUGAAAGCUCCCAAGACUUGGAGAAAACAGAAGCUAGUCCCAGUAAAAAAACAGUUGUGGAAACUUCUCCUUUGACUGAUGAACAGCAGCUGUACAAAACGAUGAUGAAUGAUUUAUCUAAGAGAAGUCGUAGGAAUAGCAUCAAACCACCUUUCAAUCCAAACCCAAGUUUGCCUGAAUGUUCAACAAAUGUUGAAGAACAAAACAGUCUGAUUCUUUAUGUUCAAACCAAUUCAGAAAGUUCAACAAUAUUACUAAUGGAACCCUGGGCUUGCAAGAUGGAAGCCAUUCAUACCUUGUGGAAAUUCAUUCUUCCCAAACUUGGAAUACUUGAUUAUCAUUUUAAGAAAAUUGAUCAAAAUCCGAGAUUAGAUUGCGCUCGGAAAUGUGUCAUGAAGAGUGUUGUGUUAGAUAAUCUACAAAAACAACUCACAGGUUAUGAACGGCAGAAACAUCCACUGGUAGAUGCUGAGCUUGAAAAAAUGUUACUGGAUACACAUGAAACCUUCAAAUGCUACCCAACAGCCAUGGAUAUUACUCUGGGGAGCCAUUGUGCAUGCAGUUAUGGUCACAGGAAUCCAGGAAUGGAGGUGUUUUAUCAGAAGUCUUUUGAACAUAGCUUGGCAUUUUCCCCACAAGCAAGCAACAUGGUAAUAAUUAUGGAGACUUUGGCACGGAACCAUCUCAAAGAUGACAAAGACCUUGUUUUGGUCUGA
Messenger RNA from Acanthosepion pharaonis, 2337 nucleotides. The record is from the annotation of a GenBank genome assembly. NCBI's taxonomy places the organism in Eukaryota, Metazoa, Mollusca, Cephalopoda, Sepiida, Sepiidae.